Arxiozyma heterogenica is the source of this 1770-nucleotide messenger RNA. RefSeq names its product tRNA (uracil) methyltransferase (gene TRM44). Bases 1 to 1770 code for a protein of 589 amino acids. Lineage: Eukaryota; Fungi; Ascomycota; Saccharomycetes; Saccharomycetales; Saccharomycetaceae. Gene Ontology annotation, biological process: tRNA methylation. Gene Ontology annotation, molecular function: tRNA (uridine) methyltransferase activity. The record is from RefSeq and is a predicted model, not a curated record. The transcript has a single exon.
AUGGCAAAAGCAGCAGUGGCAGUGCAUAAAAAUGAUGGUUUCAAAUUUUGUGUCAAUGAAAAGAGCAUUCUUGGAGACUCUUGGGUCCCGAUGUACGCGACACCUGAAAAAGUACCCUUUGAUAAACUUCAUUUUGAAAAAGCUAUGCUGAAUAUUAUUAGAGAACCAAAUAUUAAUUCAACCGCUAUACUGAGAGCAGAUAUCUUAACUGAAAAAGAAUAUGCAGUCUCUUUAGAACAUAAUUUGAUACAUUCAACAAGAAAUACGUAUGAAAUAAACGACCCUGAUGCCAAAAUGAUCAAGAUCGAUGAUAUGAAGUUACGUGAAGUGCCAAUUGAGAAGUCGUUACAGUUAGUAACAAAAUAUGAAAUUGUUAGAAGAAUUAUUCCAAGAAAUCCAUAUAAGGAUGCAAUAAUGAACCAGACUUGUCUGGUUAUGAACAGUAUUACGCAUGCCGAAACUUCGUUGAUCAUUUAUAAACCUCAUCUAGAUAAGAAAGAUUUAUGCCCGUUUUAUAUACCUCAUGUUAAUGCUGUGGCCAUUCUAUUGCACCAGAAGAAUCUUUCAGUGCAUUAUAUCCCAUUUAAGGACAAUGACAAUAAUGACAAUGAUAAUAAUAAUAAUAAUGAUAAUAAUACUUGUAAUAAUAACAUUACAGGAAAGGUAACAGAAAACACAGAUAAUAAUAAUAAUGGACAUAAAGAGCAACAAGCUAGGACUCAGAAAGAACUACUGCUUGAUGAAUCUGAAAGAGUAGUCAGAACAGCGUAUAGGUUGUUACAAACAUCUUUCAAACAUUCAAAAGGAACUAUGCAAGGAUAUGAAAAAAGAGUCAAUCACGAUCAAGUCGUAGAAAAAGUAAAAUUUCAAGAUCGUUACACCAAUUUGAAGAAAAAAUAUUCCAAAUUUCUGGUGGAAAAUUGGGUAGAAUCAACUGAUCCAAAGAAACAUGUGUUUGAAGAUAUUGGUAUAGCUGCAUUUUUAAUUGAAUUGUGGAUCAAAAUAUAUGGUGAAAACUUUAAACAAAAGAUACAAUUUAGGGACCUUGGUUGUGGAAAUGCUGUGCUAUGCUAUAUCUUGAUUCAAGAAGGUAUAAAUGGUAUAGGUAUUGAUGCUAGACAGCGGAAAUCAUGGAAUAUUUAUCCAAAAGAGGUCAAAAGUUGUUUAAAGGAACAAGUCAUAAUUCCAUCUGUCUUAAUAAGACCACAUCCGGAGGUAAGGAAGAGAAUGCCACAUAUACAACACAAUGGUGGUCUAUUUCCUGUCAAAGUUGCACACGAGUAUAUUGCACCAGCCACUAUAAUCUAUUCAAGUCAUGAUUUAUUAAAGUCACCUCAAGUUAACAUUGCAGAGUAUCCAAAGGAUACAUUUAUUAUUGGAAAUCAUUCUGAUGAAUUAACUUGUUGGAUCCCGUUACUUGGUUAUCCAUUUAUGGUAAUCCCUUGUUGCUCACAUAACCUUUCCGGUCAAAGAGUACGUUAUCAUAGUAAUAGUCAAAAUAAAAAACAAAAUUCAAAAGUCAAAAAUAGUACAUAUGCGGGAUUAGUGGAUCACGUUGAGUCAAUUGCUAAGAAAGUGGGUUGGCAAAUUGAAAAGGAAAUGUUAAGAAUACCAAGCACAAGAAAUGCAGCUCUGAUUGGAUAUGAAAACCCCUAUCUUGGCAAGUUCCCUACGAUGCAAGUUUAUGAGACUAUUAUUGAAGAGGGAGGAGCAGAAGGUUGGAUUCAGAAUACUAUGGCUCUUACCAAAAGAAAUCCAAGAGGUCAUUAG